This is a messenger RNA of Hemicordylus capensis (graceful crag lizard), 6286 nucleotides long. RefSeq lists its product as uncharacterized. The coding region runs from base 995 to 2389 and encodes 464 amino acids. Gene Ontology annotation, biological process: activation of innate immune response. Gene Ontology annotation, molecular function: RNA binding; zinc ion binding; double-stranded DNA binding. NCBI's taxonomy places the organism in Eukaryota, Metazoa, Chordata, Lepidosauria, Squamata, Cordylidae. The transcript has a single exon. The record is from RefSeq and is a predicted model, not a curated record.
CACGCUGAAGCCAUGCCCACAGUCUGGCAAUGGAGCUGGCUGGGACGCAGCCUCAGUCUGCGGACUAGCCAGAGGGAGGGGUGAUUCUGGCCAGCGGCGGUCGGAGAGAAUGAAACUUGAGUUGAAGUGGCGUGGUUCUUGGGUUCCAAAAUCCAGCACAGGUUUGUUUGACUGAGAGCGUGUUCGUUUGGGCUACGUCUGAAUGAGGCCUAAGCAAGCCAGCCUGUGGAUUUCACCUCAGCUGGUCAAUUCCAGCCAAAGGAAGAGUGCAAAACAUUGCAGGUGCAUAGGAGGCCUGCAAAUCCACAGGAAUGGGCCACAAUAAUGCAAGAAUGCUACCUCUGGAAAACAAUUACUAAAGGGAGGAGACUCCAGUUCAAGGGGCUAAUUACUAAUGGCCACAAAACAGCAGGAACCAGAUGAGAGCCAGAAGUGAAGUGUGCCCAGCAAAGAGGAGGAGACAGAACUAGGCCCAGCUGCAUCAGAGGAGGCUGAGGAGGCCAGAAGGUGGGUGGAGACCUCCUGGUUCCUACUUAAACCCUGCAGGGCCAGCUCUUCAGUUGCUGCUGCGACAGCUCCCUUAGCUGAGUUUCCUGCUCAAGCUCUUCCUGGAGACCCAGAGCCUUGCAGAGCUCAGCCCAGCUUCCCUGGUUAGCCUUGAGCUAGCCUGCCUCAGCCCAGCUGCUGCCCAAGCCCCAUUCCAACCUGCUUUUCAUGAGGCUCCUUCAUCAAGUGUUCAGAACUUGGCAGGGAAGCUAUCCAGGGGAUAAACUGACUACAAAAACGACUCCACCCAUCUCCAGAGGCAGAACCAACGGGGCAAACUACUUCUGCUUUGUCAUCUGGAAAAAUCUCCUCUGAACAAAAACAAUAAUCCAGUGAAAAUACUGGGAUUCCAACUUUGCCAAAUGAAGGGAUCAAGUUCCAGGCAAGACCUUCAUGGAGUCUCGUAUCUCUACCAAAUGCUUCUGGCGAGGAGGAACCUGAUUCAUGGAUGAAAAGGCCAUCUUUAGAAGAGAAGACGGGCACAGCUGCAACACCUUCAACUUCUGGGAUAUCUGUGACCCCAAGUACACUGGGAAUUCUUCAAACACCUGAAGUUCCUGAAAUCCUGGAAGCCCCUUUUGCUAGACUGCCACCUGGAAGGUUGAUAUCUCUGGGGCAACAAAAGACUUCAACUGACACAUCUGACAUUCCAAGCAGUUAUGAAGAAGAAGAAGCACAACCAAAGCAACUCCCAUCUAAAAUGUCAGCACCUAAUGCUGUCAGCAAACAUCAUUUAAAAAAACCAACAACAUCUGGGAAACCAAAUAAACAACGAGAGUUGCCUGCAACUCUACCCGUAUCAGAACCUAAGCAACAGGUUUUGAAUUUUGCCAAAGCUGUACCAGGUUCUGCACCAGCUAUCAAAGAUAGUCCAACCAGAGAUUUCUUGACUGCAGCAGCAUCCAGAGGAGGAACGGCUUCCAUGUCUUACAAGGACCUGAAUUGCAUCACAGAUGAUGAUUACUGGCAAGCGUUCAUAAACACUGUCCCAGAUGACCACAGCCCAAGACAACCUUUUGUGAUUCGUUUCCGCUAUGUGGGUGAUGACAGCCUCAAGGGUACGAGAGACUACUUAUUGAAACACUUCAUAACAGAAAAGAUGGAAUUCCCAUUGGAUACCAUUACCGACAUUAUACAAGAGCCAGGUUCCAAAGAGAUAGACGUCUGCUUGGAAUCGCAACCUAUUUAUGAAAGAUUCUGGGCGGCUUGUAAGCGGGUGGAUUGUUUCCAUCCAGACCUAUUGCAUGGAUUUGAGAUUGUACCCCUCUUCAGAGGAGACAUGAAAGUAAUGACUGUCGCCUUGAGAACGACAGCGAUUCCUGCGGAAGACAUCGCCAUCUGGAUCAAGCGCCACGCUGAUCUCUUGAUGGGACCACACAAGAUAAAGGACAGUUAUGGUUGCUGGACGGGUGAGUACCGUUCCGUCAUCUCACUCCGUAACGACCCAGAGACUGGAUGUGUGAGACAUCUGCCAAAGUAUUUUUUCAUAGGAGCUGAUCGAGUAAUCACCACAUACUCUGGUCAACCCCCCGCCUGUUAUCAAUGUGGGGGGUAUGAUCACUUCCGUAAGCUUUGCAUCUCCGCCUUAUGCGUGAAAUGUGGCGAGAUGGGCCAUAACACACCUUCGUGUAGGAAAAAUAUUGAAUGCAACUUCUGUUUAAGAUCAGGGCACACCUACACAUGGUGCCCUGAGGCCUACUACAACCGGACCAAUGUAGCCGCAUGUCUGAAAUCAUGCAGAGAGUCAAGCUGGGGAAACAGAACUGAAAAAAGGGCUAAAGUGUGCAUCAAAAAGACAAAUCACAUUGUACCUGGUGAUUCCAAGGAAGUGAAUGGUGUUUGACUUUUAGAGACGGAACCCACAUAGAAAAUGACAAAAACAGGGCAGAGGGAUGUCAACUGUGCCAAAGAGAAAAUAAUAUAAAACAGUAAAGCCGAAACACAAGCCCCAACACAUGCUAACAAGUUCACCUUUUUGGAUUAUCAAAUUGAUGGAGGGAAGCAGUACAAUCAGAGGAGGGUAAUGGCUUGUUGGAGCCAAAGGAACAAAGAGUGUGAAAGAAGAUGGUAAAUUGAGAGACCAUGAGGGUGAAGAGAUUAGGCGUAGGACAUGACAAAAUCCAGCGGAUAAUGAGAGGAACUCUGAGGUGGAAGAUACUGAAUUGGAUAUUCAGGAAGCAGUCCAAAGGUUGAUUUGGGCAGAACACCUAGUGGGUGAACUUGAGCUUGAUCUCCAGGUCUUCCAUGAUACUCUUAAAGCCUGUCAGGUGUCUCUGGAAGAAGAAUUUUUUUUAAACUUUGUUUAAAUCCAGAGCAGGCUGAUCUUUGACUGGAAGCUCAGUAUUAAGCAGAAUGGAUAAUUAGACAGAUAACACUGUUAAAAUAUCUGCCAUACUGUGGAAAUGUAUAAGUAACAACAUUUGAAUUUGGAGUAUAAUCCCUAAGUGCUGAUUAAGAGGGAUUCAGAAGAGCACUUCAGCUCUUCAGGCUGAACAUCUAGGCCAGGGGUUCCCAACCUGUGGCCCUCCAGAUGUUGCUGAACUAUGACUCCCAUCAUCAAUUGUGGCUAGGGGUGAUGGGAGUUGAACAGCAACAUCUGGAGGGCCUCAGGUUGGGAACCCCUGGCCUAGAUAAACUAGAAGCAGAAACAUCUGGGAAGGAGGGUGUGCAAAACCUGUCUGGUUAUUUAAGACAAGAGGUCCUGAUUCUGAACUUACCACAAUGAUUCUUAAUGUGGGGCCCACCAGAUGUUGAUGAACUACAACUCCCAGCAUCCCCCACCACAGUUGAUUGGCUGUUGUGGUUCAGCAACUUCUAGUGGAGCCCACGUUAAGAACCACUGGCUUACCGAUUUGGCGACGGUGCAAGCUUGGCAUCGUAUGUGUAAGGCAGACAUCUCUGCCAGUUGGCACGAAGGAGCGGAAGAAGCCGAAAGGGACACAGAACUAGGAGGCGGUCUGGAUCCUCCGAAGCCUCUCUCUGUUAUCCCACUCACAGUCUCAUCCCUAACACUUCCCUCCGCCGCCCCCGCCCCCCACUAAUUUCCCCUUUCCCCCUUUACUUUUUUCUUUACCUUUUUGUUCCUACCCAUCUCUGUCCCCAACUUUGGUACGAUUACACCUCAGAGGGAAAUGCCUUCUGAGGGGGUAGGAGUUCUUUCACUGGCUCCUAAACAGUCAGUCAAAGGAGCCAGAUGUACGUUGGAGUUAGUUUUGGGAAAUGUAUCAGUUACUGGGGUUAAUCAGUUGACCAAUGUCCUGAAAAAAAUAGCUUUUAGUGAGAAUCUCAUCUCAAAGUUGUGUUCAAAGUUGUGUUUGUGUCAAUCUGUAUUGCACUGCACUGUAUUAUAUUAACCUGUUAUAUUGUGAUGCUUUAUUUAUCAGAGCAUCUUUAAAAUCCAUUUAUGGUGUGUGGGUGGAGGAGUUCAUCUGGAGAGUCUAUCCCUUCUCUGGAAUUUCUGGUUUCUAACUUCCUUAUUUGAUUAUGUUACUGCUGAAUUGGGAAUAUUUUGAUAGAUCCAUUUAUUAUACUAUUAAUUAAUUAUGGCUCCAGCUUACCUAGGUAGGAGACCACUAUAUUAUUAUUAUUUAUUAUUAUUAUUUUACAUUUUAUAUCCCAUUCUUCCUCCAAGGAGCCCAGAGCGGUGUACUACAAACUUAGGUUUUCUCCUCACGACAACCCUGUGAAGUAGGUUAGGCUGAGAGAGAAGUGACUGGCCCAGAGUCACCCAGCAAGUAUCAUGGCUGAAUGGGGAUUUGAACUCGGGUCUCCCCGGUCCUAGUCCAACACUCUAACCACUACACCACGCUGGCUCAUCCCUAUACUCCCAUCUUCUCAAACACACCAUGCAGGCAUGAAGCUAUUGGCAUAUGCUGACAAAGUAAAUGUUUUAGUAUCAAAAGUAGGGUAACUACGGACUAUUUUACACUUGUUUGACAAGUUUGGGGCUAUCUCUGGAUCAAAACUGAAUAUUGACAAAAGUGUAGUGGUCAAAUUGGAUGUUCUAAGAGGGAAAUUAACGUAGACUCCUUUGCAACUCAAGACCCGAAGCUUUAGGGGAAGUUGCUCAAGGCACUGGCACGUGAAAGAGUCAACAUAUUGGGUGGUGGGCUUUUUUGGUUUUUGUUUUAAGCAAUCUUGAUGGGGCUUAUAAUUGAAAUCUUUGGUUUACAAAGGUAGAGGAGAGAAUCCAUAUCUGGCACAAGUGGUCACUGUGCCUUUGUAGGAAAGUGUUUUUGCUAAAACAUAUCUUUUACCUAUUGGAGAAAGCUAUUAAGCAGUUAGAACAACUUUUUAUACUUGCGGCGGGUAUGAAUGUUUUCCCCCUUCUUUGGGUGAUUGCCUAUCAAAAAACCUGAACACAGUGGAUUGGCUUUACCUUGCUGGACUAGGACCGGGGAGACCCAAGUUCAAAUCCCCAUUCAGCCAUGAUACUAGCUGGGUGACUCUGGGCCAGUCGCUUCUCUCUCAGCCUAACCUACUUCACAGGGUUGUUGUGAGGAGAAACACAAGUAUGUAGUAAACCGCUCUGGGCUCCUUGGAGGAAGAGCGGGAUAUAAAUAUAAGAUGAUGAUGAUAAUAAUAAUAAUAAUAAUAAUAAUACUCUUGUAGCAGUGUUGAUGGCCUUUAAUUUUGGCCGAUGGAUCCCCAGCGUGGGACAUGAGAGUCCUUUUUACCUUUUGGAUCUGGGCUUUCGUGGCCCCGUGUGGGGAGACCCAAUGGGGCCGUGAAAGCUGCCAGCCCCUCAUACCUGAUUGACAUCUAUCCUCAUAUAAACAAUUAGAACAACUAAUUGACUGGCACAUCAAACCCUAUUUUUUUCAAAUGGAUUUGGCUUUCUGUGUUUUGAGAAGUUCUAUAUCUGUAUAUUUUACAAAAUUCAUUUUUAUUUUUAUUUUUGCCCAUGAAGAAGUUAAAUGGAGUAGGAGAUUUAAUUUAUCCAGGUGAGGAUAGCAGGAUCCUUUUGAUAUGGGAUACCUUUUGUAUUUGACCUGUGGUGGUGCUUAACCCACCAGGUUUCCCCCUUUCUCAGGGCCAAACUGUGGCUGCCUAGAACUAAGCAAGGGUUAGUCAUGUUACAGUCUAGAGAGACUUUUGUACACUUUGCCAUGAUCCAUUUGGUUUGGAAGAAAUGGAGUCAAGCACGGCACUGGCCUGCUUUGGCAACAUAGGCAGCAGGAGGAAUAGUUUGAGGAUGUCUUGGCUCUCACGAACUCCAGGCUCCUGCUAACCUGAGCAGUUGGAAUAGGAAAAGAUCCUGUGAAAGGACAGCAACACAAGCCCCAGGACUUUGGAUCGUGCCUCUCUCUCUAUGAUCCAUUGGGUUGAUUUAUAUGUGCUUCUUGGUUUGAGUUUAGUUCAUAGCAGAGAGUGAAGAAUGAAGCACUAGCAUACUUAUUGUGUUACUGUAAACUUGGUUGUAAAAAACAUACAGACACUGGCUCACCUUGAUAAGAGAAGGCUCCCUUCUUCCCACUGGAAAACGUUCUGGCCGUGGAUGGCGGAAUCCAUGGCCCACAUCUCACCGGAGACUGCAAGAGACUCCUGCUGUUUCAUCACACUCAAACUUUCACUUUCCUGUGGCUUUCAACAUUCUCAGUUUGGUUCCUUCUCUUGGACAUAUUGCUGUGAAGAGAGGAAAGUAUCUGUAUUAGUUUAGAGUCCUCUUUUGCGGUUGGGUUUUCUGUAAAGUUCACCUGUGGACUAUAUGCAUUCACUCAAUAAAGAGUUCAUGAAUCCA